AUGGCUAAACACCAAAGUUUCUUCAUCUUGUUCAUCACAUUUUAUAUUAUACUUUUAGUUGAAGCAUAUGAAUCUAAAGAAGGAAAUUUGCAAGCCCAUGGAUGGAAACUUGCACGCGCUACAUUUUAUGGUGACAUGAGUGGUGGUGAAACCAUGCAAGGAGCUUGUGGUUACGGAGACUUAUUCAAGCAAGGGUAUGGCCUGGAAACAGCGGCACUCAGCACGGCGCUGUUUAACAAUGGAGCUACCUGUGGAGCUUGCUUUCAAAUAAUGUGUGUGAAUGAUCGUAAAGAAUGCCAUCCAGGCCGAAUCAUAACUAUAACAGCCACCAAUUUCUGCCCUCCAAAUUACACAAAAACUCAAGACAUUUGGUGCAAUCCUCCACAACAUCACUUUGAUCUGUCAUUGCCUGCGUUCUUACAAAUUGCAGAGUACAAAGCAGGGGUUGUACCAGUCGUUUACAGAAGGGUCCCUUGCCAGAAAAAAGGAGGUUUAAAGUUCGAGAUCAAAGGGAAUCCUAACUGGAUUGUUGUUCUUGUUUUCAAUGUGGGUGGUGUUGGAGAUGUUGUUAAUGUCAAAAUCAAAGGAUCUAAGACGGGAUGGGUGCCGAUGAGGCGGAAUUGGGGACAAAGAUGGGAUAUUUCUGAGCCUUUGUUAGGACAAAGCUUGUCUUUCCAAGUACAAACUAGUGAUGGCAAAUGGGUUCAAUCUGAUAAUGUUGCUCCUAGUGAUUGGCAAUUUGGACAGAUAUUCGAUGCAAACCAUAAUUUUCGGUGAUUUUGGAAAAUUUUUUAUUUAAAGAAAUGUUUUGUUUUCGAAUAAA
Solanum pennellii is the source of this 823-nucleotide messenger RNA. Its product is annotated as expansin-A23-like. Gene Ontology annotation, biological process: plant-type cell wall organization. The transcript is spliced from 2 exons. Lineage: Eukaryota; Viridiplantae; Streptophyta; Magnoliopsida; Solanales; Solanaceae. The record is from RefSeq and is a predicted model, not a curated record. Bases 1 to 777 code for a protein of 258 amino acids. Gene Ontology annotation, cellular component: extracellular region.